CUUCUUAUCAACAAACAACAACCAAAAGAUGGCUUUCACAGAAAUUUCCUUGGUCCUUUUCCUUUGCCUCUUAGGUCCUUGUAGGGGUGCUGGUACCCCAACCCCAAGCGGUGACGGAUGGGUCCGUAACACUGUGACACAAGAGUUCUUUAACAACAUUAUCAACCAAGCGGGCAAUGGCUGCACAGGGAAAAAGUUCUACACCCGCAACUCUUUCAUUGCUGCUGCUGAUAGUUUCCCCGACUUUACUACUUCUGUUACAAAACGUGAAAUUGCUGCCAUGUUUGCUCAUUUCACUCACGAGACCGGACACUUCUGCUACAUAAAAAGAAGAUACCGACAGUCACGGCCUUACUGCAACCAUCCUGCAGAACAAAUAGAUUGUAUAACGCCGCCGCCGGGAAAAGGCUACUGCAAACAUCCAGAAAAUUAUCCAGACUGUGCAUCGCCGCCGGCGGGAAAAGGCUACUUCGGUGGUGGUCAGAGUCUUAGGUCCGCAUACAGAAGAUUCCCACCGAGAAGGCCCUACUGCAACCAUCCCGCAGAGCAAAGAGACUGUAUACCGCCGCCGGAGGGCAAAGGCUACUUCCGUCUUGGUCAGAGUUUCAGUCUUCACUUUCUACGCCAGUCUGAGCUUGUGGCUAGCAACCCAACUGUAACUUUCCAGACGGGUUUGCGGCUUUGGAUCAAGAACGUAAGGCCGGUGCUGAACCAAGGGUUUGGAGCCACCAUAAGAGCCAUCAGUGGAAUGGAAUGUAACGGUGGGAAUUCACGUGCGGUCGACGCAAGGAUUGGCUACUACAGAGCCUAUUGUGGAAAGCUUGGUGUGGAUCCUGGUCCUAACCUUAGUUGCUAAAAAGUACUUCAAAACGCAAACACACAUACACGUGACGUGGUACGUGAUAACGCUGAUUGCGAAGUGUGAUAUAUAUAUAUAUAUAUAUAUAUAUAUAAUAGUAAUGUUAAAUUGCAUAAGAAGAGAAUUGGUCUUCCUUAUGUCUACGGAUGGACCAUCUUUUCCAUUUCCUAUUUUCCCAUGUUUGUAUGAGCUACGUCUCCACUCUUUGCUUCUUGUUGUAAUAAGUGUAUUUAUUUUAAACCAAUGAAAAAAUCUAGCUAUGAUACAAAAUUAAA
Camelina sativa (false flax) is the source of this 1134-nucleotide messenger RNA. RefSeq names its product endochitinase At2g43590-like. Gene Ontology annotation, molecular function: chitinase activity. The record is from RefSeq and is a predicted model, not a curated record. Lineage: Eukaryota; Viridiplantae; Streptophyta; Magnoliopsida; Brassicales; Brassicaceae. Gene Ontology annotation, biological process: cell wall macromolecule catabolic process; chitin catabolic process.